AUGCCCAUUGCAGAGCAUUUGGCAAUCCAGUUCGACAUGCAGCUGCUGUUGAAACUGAGUCUCUCUGUGGCUGCGGUGCUGCUGGUUUCAUGGGCCUACAGGUUCUACAGCUCCAGGGAUGCAAAGAAAAUUCAGCUGUCUGUCAAAAACAACAAAGAGCCAGAAAAUGCAGCCUGCCAAAACUGCAAGACGACACUACGUUGUCAGAGCUCACCAAAACAUGGCACCACUGAAGGGGGCAAGCGAUCCAGACCCCUGCACCGGGACUUAACCACUGAUGACCUGACAUCUGACAGCACCAAGGAGACACCGGUAGAAGCUCGUCCAUGCCAAGCUGAAAAGAGUGAGGAUGCAUUUGAUAUGUCAUAUAAUGUCAGCAUGAAAGGAGAGAUACUCCCUCAUCAGAAGCAGGCAGAGGUUGCUACCAGUAAUAUUUCAUUUGGAUCUGCUUUGAACCUUCCUCAUCCCACUGAGAGUGGGAUGGCCAGUGCAACGGGGCGCCGCUCCCCUUGCUUUUUGCAGAAGCUGGAGGGCAGUGUGGGUGUGGGCAGGGAGUUAAGGCAGGACUUGGAGCACCAGGGGUCCUACUCCAGCUUCCUCUCCAAGGCAAAGAUCAAAGUGGAGGAAGCUAACGUUGUGCUGGAGGAAACAGGAGACCAGAUUGUGCGUGGAAAGAUAUAUGAUUACUAUGUUGAAUCUUCUUCUCACUCUGUUACUGAUUUAAACACUGUGCUGGGUCAGUAUGAGAGGAACUCUGAGUCACAGCCAUCGGAGGUUGGAAGUCGUUGCAGCAGCCUCACAGAAUCUCCUUCCUCUCUGAGCCCCAUCAUCAUGCGUGAUCUGGUUUUACCACAAAGCACUGUUGAGGAUUCCUCGCUGGGGAGCCUCAAACUGAGGCACCCCGCAAGGCCUGUACUCCUACGCAAGGAGAGCUAUCUGUCUGCAGCAGAGCAGUCUGAGCUUUACAUCCCCUUUCUAAAUACAAGUGCCUCAACUCCAAUGACUCACUCUCUGGCCCCAACCAGCAAUGAUUCCAUCUCUGCUCACCCUAUUAUCCCUCACUGCACAGACAGCAAAGGCCUUAAUGUGAAGGAGUUGGCAGAUCUAGAGACUGUAGCUGCAUUUUUACACCUUCCAGCAAAAACUCUCGACGGCUCAGAUUUGGAAAGCUUGAAGAGUAAACUCGAUCUGGGUAACUGUUUGGAGACGCUGUGUCUGGCCAAGAAACAUGGCCAGACCUCUGUGCAGCAAGCAGCUCUGGGAGUCAUGUCAGACAACUACCUCCAGGUGAUCAGGGACCCCAACAUUUAUGGGCGGCUAAUGGCUGGUGAGCGGGAGCAAAUCCAGAAGCAGAGAAUGAGAGGGAGAAGGUUUGUCAUGGUGGCAGAUAUGGAUCCUCAAGACUGGGCGAGGAACACAGGAUGGCAGACAGCAGAGACAGAGCAAAGAAGGACGUCCAGUGCAGUGUACUAUUAUGAUCACUACAAAGACGCCUGGCAUACACUCUGCCUGAUCCCACAGGAGGUCAUCUCUAAAGCCUCUGCCAUGUGCACAAUGGAUAACUACUUAUUUGUGGCAGUGGGCUGCCAAUGCACAGACAGAGAAAUGACACCCUCAAAGCGAGUGUUUUGCUACAAUCCUUUGACAUUAAUUUGGAAGGAGAUCAGUCCUAUGAAUGAAGCCAGGCCCCGCUGCAAACUGGCAGCACUGGACGGCUACAUCUACGCUAUCGGAGGGGAGUGCCACUCCUCAGUGGAGCGCUACGACCCACGAUUGGACAGAUGGACAUUUGUGGCUCCACUGCCUAAUGAUACAUUUGCUGUGGCACACCACGUCACAGUGUGCAGUGGAGAGCUUUUUGUUUCUGGGGGAACUCUUAGAUAUAUACUACUGCGCUACAGCCCCAAAACCAACAUCUGGAGGCGAAGUCUGUUAAUAGGCAGCAAAGACAGAACCGCAGAUAUGGUCGCUGUGGGGAGAUUUUUGUAUCGGUUUGAUGUUAACCCACUGCUGGGUGUCAGUGUGUACCGCUACCAUACAGUGGCUCGACUGUGGUACGAGUGCAGCUCCAAAAGGCUUCAGCGCUGCCCUGCCUUCCAGUGUGUCACCAUGGAUGGCACAACCUAUUGUGUCAGCCGCCAGUUCACCAUGAGGUUCGACGCUGAUGAGAUCUCUCCAGGUUUCAAAGAUGAGAAUUUGAGUGUCCUCUCUGCAGCGAAGGGCAUGCUUUUCCCCUUUGUCCUUUCACUCCCUGAUAAGAAGCCUCGGCAGACCAGUGUGUAAGGAGGAUUCCGUUUUCCAUCAAUGAUAAGAUUAGGUGGUGAUGGAGUAUACCGACAGGAACAUGCUUUACAUCAACUUUCUUGUUGACUGAGUGGGUUUUGCUUCGCCCAAGUUUAAGCCACAAAUGUUCCUGCACAAUUGUAAUCACUGUAUUGUCAUUUAUUUGAGGUGUUGUUGAUACCACCUUUCUUAAACUAUUACACUACUUUAUUUUCUUGGAUCGGGUAUUGCAUAAAGAAAUAUGUGUAUCUAAUGUCUAGGUCCCUGGCAGCAGAUGUAAAAUAUUAGACUCCUAAUGGUAGUCAAACUACUGUUUGCUUAGAUUUACGCAGGAUGUGCUGCCAUGUAAAUUGUUUGCUUCUUUGAUUUGCCACUCCCUCUUGCCAUUAACUUAGUUUUAUAUCACUCCAGAUGCUUAACCUCUUUAGAUAGUGCAUAAAUAAGUCUCAGAGUAAUUGAGCUCAUUCAACUCUAACACAUUACGAAGAUUGGGCAAUAUAGUGAUAAUCGAUCACCCUCCUCCAUUGUGUAGGGCACACGUAUAACUAACACAGUGGAUACAAUGCAAUUAUGUACAGUUGCUCUUUAAAUAUGACAGGCUGUAAAUGGGUUUGUCAUACAAUAUAAAUAGGUGGGCUUCUAAAAGCAUUUGUAACUCUUCCGAUACUGCUGUUAUUUUUAUAAUUUUAUUUACAGUUCUUUGGUGGCCAGAAUGAAAUGUGUUUGUUUUAAUCUUGAUUGUGCAGAGUCUUUGUUCAUUGUAGCUAAAUCUCUUUGUUUUGUUAUCUAUUGUUUUAUAAACAUCAAAGACACAUAUGAAUGGAAUUCAUUGAAUAUUAUUCCACAAUUAAUGAAUUAAGCCAAAUGUCUUUUCCAGUACUUGUGUGACCUAUAACCAAUGAUAGAAUAACACGGGAACGAUCUAAACACUUGUAUUGUUGAGCAAUUACAUUAAGAAUGGAAAU
Molecule: messenger RNA, 3248 nt
Organism: Cottoperca gobio
Lineage: Eukaryota; Metazoa; Chordata; Actinopteri; Perciformes; Bovichtidae
Gene: klhdc7a
Product: kelch domain containing 7A
Exons: 1
Coding region: 1-2283 (760 amino acids)
Molecular function (GO): protein binding
Source: RefSeq, a predicted model, not a curated record